UCUUCUCCUCGGUCUCUCUAAGCCAGCCGCAGCCGCCGCAAAAGGGGUGAGCGGAGGGCGAUGGAGAACGGGGGUGAGUGGGCGAUGGAGAACGGGGGUGAGUGGAAGCGGAGGUUACCAGAGAUGGUCAUGUGUUCCACUUGCUCCGGAUUUGUGUUGAGGAACAAGCGCAAGCCUAACCCUGACGAGGAGGUGGUGGCGGAAGUCGAGAAGAUGCGGGACAUGCUGAGGGCGGUGCUGGUGCACGGGCCCCUCCAGAUGGUGGAGCCGGCUGAGGCGACCAGGAAGCAGCGGCAGAUUUUGCAGAGGAGGAGGAGGAUCCUGGUGGCGACCAAGAGGUGCCCGGCUUGCUCCGGUUCGCCGUUAGAGCCGUGCCUGACUCGCUUCUGUUCGCUGUUAGCGAAGAAGCGGGAGGAGGUCAGCGAGUUCAUGGCCCUCCUUUGGUCGGAUGGCGGGAAGGAGAUUUCGACGGAGGACGAGGCGAUGGUGGCAAACGCCAAAUCGUCGGAGCACAAGUUGAAGCGAUCGAGGGAGGAGGGCAGCAGCGGAUCGAAGGAGAAGAAGAAGGCCAAGGGUGAUGAUAAGGAAGGCAGCGGAUCGUCGAAGAAGAAGGCUAAGAGAUCGAACGAGGUGGAGGGCAGUGGAUCGAAGGAGGCGGAGAUGGAGGGCAGCGGAUAUGGGGUGUUGAUUGAGGGCAUCGUCGAAUCAGUCGGUGGAGGUAUGAAGACUAAGGUGCAGGUUAGGAGGGUGCUCAAGAAGAUUAUUGAGAUUUUGGAUAAGCCCCCUGUCAAGAUUGAACGGGAGGAGCCAAUGAAGGAGGACAUUGAAUUGCCCGGUGGAGAUAGGAAGACUAAGAUGGUGACUCAGAGGUUGGACGAGAAGUGCGUUGAUCUUUUGAAGAAUCGGCCCUGUCCCAAGCCUACCCCCCACGAUAAGUAUUUGACGAACCGACGUAUUAUUGAUGCUAUAACUGCCAUGGAUAAGGUUGAUCGCUUGUUCCAUGGGUACUUGCAAUACCAGUCCAUCAUCCAGGGGUAUGCUGAGUACCAGCUGGAGGUCCCGGGUGACGAAGGUGAUGACUGGAAGUUGGCGUAGCACUGUUGUCACGUGACGAAGGUGAUGACUGGAAGUUGGUGUAGCACUGUUGUCACGUGUGGUUGGUGUGGUAACGAGUUCAGGUGUGGAGCAAGUAAUAGCAUUUGUGGACGGAAGUUGGACUAAUGUGGAGCAAGUAAUAACAUUUGUGGUUGGAUCGGUUGGAUCAACAACUUUCAACUCUGGGAACAAAAUACUACAAUUUCUGGAUCCGUGGAUUUCACAGGUGCUAAAGCUUUUGAGAUAUCAGGCACGCCGGUUGACUGUGUCUCAUUGGCCUUAUCUGGGAGGCUGUUUCCUUGGUCAUCUCCUGCUUUGGUGAUCAGUGGUAUCAACACAGGGCCAAAUUGUGGAUAUGAGAUAACUCUGUAGGUUCCACUCUUCUGCCAUUGCUGCUGCAAGGGAGGCCUUAGUGUAUGGGGUGCCUUCAAUAGCAAUCUCAUUGAAUUGCAAUACAUGAUGGGUAUAUGUGACUAGGAAGAAGGAUGAAACCAAAGACAGUGACUUCAAGGAUGCAGCUAAGGCCUGUUUACCAUUGAUAAAUGCUGCCUUGGAUGACAUUGUGAAAGGAACUUUGAGGAUGCCUACUGAAUAUUGGAGUUCCAAGUGCACCAUCUGCGAAUAAGCUUGGAGGAAGGCACAUGCCGAGAAAUUCCCAGUCUUGUCAAGCAUGGCACGUGAUUUCCUUGCAAUACCUCUUAGUACCGUGCCCUCCGAAUCAGCCAAGCCUUGGAGGUAGGAUUCUUGGGGAGUCCAGAAGCUCACUAACUCCUGAAAUGUUAGAAGCACUAGUGUGUGUGGAAAAGAUUGGCUGUUCAAGGAAAAGAAGCAGACAAUCAAGGUCAAGAUCUUUGUGAAGAUCAGCCAAUUAAUACUUCUGCCUUGGUCAUUCCAUCAGGUACAAAUAUAUCAUUUGGAGGUCAAGAUCCUGCAUUCAUGUGAUGUUCUAGUGCUCAUGUUUCAGUUUUGUUCAGCUUGAAGCCUGCAGUGGGUGAAGUUCUCUAAUCACCCCUUUGCUGUGGUUUGAUUGGUUGUGUCGAUUUCCAAGAUAUUAUGAUACCCUAGCUGUUGAUGGAUUCAGAUUCCUUUUAACUCAUGAUCUAGUGGCACCACUGCUUUAAUGUAGCUAAUGGCACUUGUAAGCAUGUGUAUGAGUGGUGGUUGAUUGGUUGAAGACCGAGUUGCCAUUUGGAUAAUGCUUGUAUGAAUGAUUGUGUCCGUACCAGUCGCUCACUGCUCAUUAGCAUGAUUGAUUUUAUUUUCUUAUUUAUGUUUAUUUUUCUAAUUCUCUCUGUAUGAAUGCAUCUCUGUAUAAAUGCUGUAAGCAUUGGGCAGUAGAUAGUCCUUCCUA
Molecule: messenger RNA, 2446 nt
Organism: Panicum virgatum (switchgrass)
Lineage: Eukaryota; Viridiplantae; Streptophyta; Magnoliopsida; Poales; Poaceae
Exons: 11
Coding region: 61-1095 (344 amino acids)
Source: RefSeq, a predicted model, not a curated record